GAGGAGCUCUUACGGUGACGCGUGUUUGGAGAACAAGACACGCCACUUACGCACAGGGAGUUCGCCAAGAAAACCUACGGUGCCCACAGAUUAUUCUUAGGUACCAUUUAAAAGUUCUACUCGAGUAUAACAGGCUACUUGUUUUAUUGGCUACAUGAAGUGGAUACGACAGUCAAUUCGUCGGCCGACAAACGGAAUUUAGAUUGUCGUAAGAGUCAGAGGUGUGUGUACGCAUGUGGGUCAGUUGGGGCCUUCACCAGCAGUGGAGAUGUUUGGACUGUUGACCUUGACAACCUGACUGCACCUAAAGAGACCUGGUAAACAUGGAUUUGCACACUCACAGCAAUGCACGCCUUCACUAUGGACUCAAUGGCUCAAUGACUCCCCACUCUAAGGAAGAUGGCCUGCAGUUUCUCAGUCUGGAGGAGAAGGAGUGCAUUAUUUUCUUCGAGGAGACUAUUGACUCGCUGCAGGAGGGUUUAGAGGAGGACUGUACAUCAGGGAGAGCCACAGCCAAGGAGAACCUGCGGACUUCAGCUAGUUCAGCCCCACACCGGGCACCCAACACUGCUAUUUCCCCCAGCCUAAUGGAGCAUGACAUCAUCGACCUGGUCCACUCCCCACAUCACUUGAACAUGCCAGUGACAGAUUUUCAGAGUCAGGCCCAUUUUGAGCAGAAGCCAGUGAGGGAUACCGUGGACUACCCAAGCUCUGCCAUCUCUGCCUCCUCCACAGCCCCUGUUGCGUCUGAUGAGAACAACCACCAGCCUCCGCCAGGCUCCAUCCCCACCCCUGUGCUCAUCGCCAGCAGGCUCGCUGAGCACAAGGGUGCUGGCAGUCCAUCCACACAUCCCAACAUACUAAUCCAGCGCACACGUAGCCUGGAGGCCCAGCACAGCUCAUCCCCCAAAUGUGCCCCACCAACACAUGCUAAGCCAGCCCGCCUGCCUGACAACAUCAGCAUGCGCAGCAGUUGCAACCCCAGCCCACAGUCCAUUGCUGCAGCAGCUGUCAGUUUGCAGGAACGACGUUCACAGAUGCUGGCCAAUCUCCCCUCCAAUGCCCACCCUCUGGAGGGGGGGGAGCCGACUUGCAUUCGCAACAUGCCCACUCGGAGUGUGUCAUUCACAGAUCCGAUGCUGAACACAUCCAGGAUAGAGGCACUGUCAAAGCUGGGCCUGGCGGGCGUGGCACCAGCUGCCACAGGACUGGCAGUGGGCAGCAGUGGCAGUAGCUUCUCUAGUGGCAUUAACAAAUUUGGUCGCUGUACUGAUACAGCUAAGAGUAGUACUCAUACCUCCAUUACACAUAAUAGUCACAGUCCUGACACCAGUGUCAGUCUGAAGAACAGCAGCGUAACUUCCACUCACUCAGGCCCAAGCAGCAGCCGUGAGCAAAAACCUAAGAGUGAUAUUGGUGCUAGCAACUUUAACAUCUAUGGGGGAAAAUCAGCGAUAAUCACAGCAGCUGACCCCCCUGCCAAAGGCAAUCAUGACACAAAGUCUAGUGCUCCAGUGCCGCCAGUGAGUGCGGAGGUGACACACCGUGACUUUAAUAGCUACGGUGGCAAGACCAUCAUGCUAAAUCCCAAGUCUGAGUCUAUCUCUUCCUACAGCGCUGUAAGCAGUCCCCUAGCCAAGCAGGUGUCUGCAGAGAUCCUGCUCAACAACUAUGGUGGCAGAUCCAAAGUCAUAACCCCUUCCAUUGCUCACACUGACCACUCACUGACCAGCACCAUCAUGGCUAGGCCCAACUGUGGGAACCUCGACAGCCUGACUGGCAGUAGAUCCAGCAUCUUCUCACCCAUUAAAGAUGAAGGGCAGUCACUCAUGAACAGCCACGAGGCCAAACCCUCGCACCCUGACCAAGUUUCUCAGCCCAUAGUCAGGGCCAAGCCUGCUACGGUGCCUUCCUCUCCAGCCCCUAGACCUCCAAGACUCACUCCAUCCCCAAGUAUUCAAAAGCCACCCAUGCCUCCAGAGGUCCUCAGCAUGGUUGGCCCCAAACCCUGUUUACGUGCACAGGGUGUCACGGUGCAGUUCUCUGGAAAAGGAACAACAGAAGAAGACAGACGAGAUGCUUUGCGUAAACUGGGACUGCUUAGUAAAACGUCUUAAUUGCUGAGUCCAGAAUCUUUUAAUGGAUUAUUCUACUCAAAUAAUAUGUAUUUUUUUGUAGGACCACAUCCAUUUGUUUCAGCUUAAAGGUAAUAGUAUUAUUUUUUGAUUAUGUACUCCAUAUUUUUUCUUGUUCUUUACAGUUAAUAUAAUGAUUUUUUUAAAUUAAUAUUACUUAGUUUAUACUUUGCAGUGAUGUUCUAGUAUCAGGCAGUAAAUACUCUUCCUAUCAUUACUAAUUACAUCAGCUGCCAUACAGUCAUCAUGAUUGCUCAGUCAAACAUAUUAAUUUAUACAGAAGACAGUGGCAGUUCUCUUGGAAAUUUAAAGGUUCCAGAUUAGAUGGCCAUUAGUCUCUGAAAACAAUUUUAAUAAUUUAUUCCCAAUAUUGCUGUCAUUGAUGAAUUUUGAAACUUGGGAAUUUCAUGUCAUUACUGAGUGGAAUCGACAUGGAGACAUGGAUGGGCCUGUGCUCGCGCUCUCUCUCUCUCUCUCUCUCUCUCUCUCUCUCUCUCUCUUCUCCCCUCUCUCUCGCUCCCCCUCUCCCUGCUUGGUUCAGCCCACAGGAUAUUUUUAAGUUUAGAUGCAUGUGCCUCCCCCACUAAGUCACAGUGAUCCAAAUCUGGAGUCAAGAGAGGAGGGCAGUCAGGAAAACAUAUUUAACUAUUUUAUUGUUCUCUUAGCACUUGGACUAUCACUCAGUGGUUUAUCUGUUUUUAAAAAAGUCCUUGCAAUGAGUGGUGUAAAAUACUGUGUGUGCACGUGUGCAUAUGUAUAUGUGUGAAUGAGUGUCACUAUGUGUGAGAGAGAGAAAGAAAAUGUAUACAUGUAUGUGUGUUGGCACAAGAGUAAGGGAAUUCAGUGAAAGAGUACUGGCUGAAGGUUAAGUAUCUAUAUUAUGUGCCUAUGUGUCUUCAUGGAUUUUUAAAAUGUUUUUUUUUUUUUAGUUACAGACUCCGGUUUUUGUAGCAAUUCUACAGUUAUAAUUGAAGGAUUUGAAACACAUGAAUGUGUUUUUAUAUAUGCACACACACCAAACACACCAUUCUUUACUUUGCUCUUUUGCCUUCAUAAAUGAUACCAUUGCCAUGAGGAACAAAAUCAAAGGCACUUUUUUAUGACAAACCUCAUUCAUGCUGUUUUUGCUUAGUUAUAUACAUCACCACCUAUUUCUGAAUAAAAUAGUCCUUCACCUUCAGAAUGUGCUUACAUUCACAGAAUCUAGUAACAUGGUUAGCUAUUGUUGCUAUAUUAUUUAGUUAGGCUACAUUUACAGCAUUAGCUGAUGUUUUAGUCCAAAUCAACUUAGAAUCAUGGCUGAGUACAAUUUAAGCAAUUGUCCAACACUAGCAACUAAGCAGUGGUGAGGCUUGAACUGACAACCUUCAGAUUACAAGUCAAUUAAUUUAACCACAGAGCUAUCACUGCCCCAGGCUACUCAUUUAUAUUUAUUUAAUGUUAAAUAGGAACCCAGAUUAUGGAAAAUUACUUCAUCAUUCAAUGGUUUAUAUAUAAACAAACUCAUUAAGAGUCUUUUGGUGUGAACUGCGCUAAAUGCCGUAAAUGUAACUGUGCCAUUCCAGAGAAUUCACAAUUGUUGUACUAGGAACCAGAGUUAAUGAUAUCUUUGCUACAAAUAUAGCCAUUUUAUCUGCUAUCCAAAAUGACCAGUGAACUUAAAUGUCUUCUACGUUUUAUAUGUCACACUGAUAAUGGUAAAAUUAGAUAAAUUUGAAAAAAAUGU
Messenger RNA from Electrophorus electricus (electric eel), 3861 nucleotides. It is a transcript of the gene proser2, whose product is annotated as proline and serine rich 2. NCBI's taxonomy places the organism in Eukaryota, Metazoa, Chordata, Actinopteri, Gymnotiformes, Gymnotidae. The record is from RefSeq and is a predicted model, not a curated record.